GUGUGUGCAGCAGAUUAUAAAUUAAAUAUAUUUGAUGUUAAUAGUUUAGUUAUGGCAACAUAAAAGCCCUGCAUGUACUUUUAUAAUUUUGAACAGGAUUUAGAAAAAAAUGGUUAGCAUGAAAUACAAAUACCAUUUAUUGAAAGUUGAUAAAUCUACCACGAUAGCUGUUAAAAAGCAAAUUAGGCCAAUAAAUAUAUUUGUAAUUGCUGUGGUCGCCUUCACAAUUUUCGGAAUCUUCAAUUUUGUCUUCUCCAUGUACAUAAAAACGGCCACUACAACGACAACCCCCCACCCAUAUUCUGCCGUAUAUGACAACGCAGCAGUUGCAUCUGAUGCUGGACCUUGUUCAAAAGUUGGAGUUGAUAUUUUGAAGGAAGGAGGAAAUGCUGUUGAUUCAGCCAUCGCUGCAAUUCUAUGUGUUGGAUUACACAACUCACACAGUUGUGGUAUUGGUGGUGGAUUCUUCAUGACUUUAUACAAUGCAACAACUGGUGAAGCCACGUUUAUAAAUUCAAGGGAAAUAGCUCCAGCUGCAGCUGAUAAAAACAUGUUUAAAGGAAAUCCAGACCUGGCAGUGUUAGGUAAUACAUUUUUAUUGAAUGAAGGGUUUGGUGAAAACAGAAUCACUGCAGAAGAUUUGUGGAAUUACAGAUCAGAAGUAAAACCAGCGAUAAACAUCACAUUGGAUGAUCUUACUGUGUUUUCACCAGGACCCCCAGCAAGUGGGCCUGUUAUGAGUCUCAUAUUAAAUAUCCUUAAAGGUUACAAGUUUUCGCCAAAAAGUAUGUCGAAAGAAAACCGUGUACUUACAAUGCACAGGAUAGUGGAAGCAUUCAGGUUUGCUUUUGCUAAAAGAUCCUACCUUGGCGGGGAACCAAAUUACCCAAAUAUGACAGAGUUAGUGAAGAACAUGACAGCGGACUGGUACGCUGAUGAUCUUCGUUUAAAAAUCAACGACGAUCAUACUUGGCCGGUUGAUUACUACGGUCCUGACUGGUCAGUUCCUGACGACAGUGGCACGGCUCAUCUCAGUGUUCUUGCUCCCAAUGGUGAUGCUGUGGCAAUCACAAGCACAAUCAAUCUAUAUUUCGGAAGCAAAGUUCGUGGUAAAUAUACAGGGAUCAUUUUCAACAAUGAGAUGGAUGAUUUCUCCUCACCUAAUAUCACCAAUGCAUUCGGUGUUCCACCAUCCCCUGCCAAUUAUAUCUCGCCUGGUAAACGGCCAUUUUCGAGCAUGACGCCAACAAUUAUCAUGAAAAAAGGUCGUAAGAAACCUCUGAUGGUGGUUGGUGCAUCAGGUGGAACUUUUAUUACUUCAGCCACUACACUUGUUACAAUGAACUCGUUAUGGUUUGGAUUUAAUGUUGGGGAAAGUGUUGAAAUGAAGAGAAUUCACGACCAACUUAUGCCAAAUGUGACGCAAUGUGAAGCAGGUUUACAUCAGGAUAUUAUUACUGGUUUAAGACACAAAGGCCACAACGUAACAGUAAGAAAAAAGAUAUCUGCUGUUCAAGCAAUAUUGACUUUAGAAGAUGGCAGAGUGAGUGCUGCAUCAGAUUCUCGCAAAGGGGGAUAUCCUGAUGGAUUUUAAAAAUUCUUCACAAUGAAUAGUUUAGUCGAUACUCCAUAAAGUGGGAAAUAACAUCCUUCAAUGUGGAAUAUUUCCACCAAAUGUUUUUUGUUGUAACAGAAAUUCUUGUUUUAAAUUAAGUUUUGUAUUUUAAUAUUUAUAUUUGUACUGCGCAAGAGAUUCCUUUACUGAUAUUUACCUCUGCAUUAUGUUGAGACAAUCUUUGCAAAUAUUAUUUUACAUCUAUCUAUUUUCUUGUUGCAUUAACUAUUUCAAUAAAUGUUGCAUUUUUUUGCAUUGAAAAAA
Ciona intestinalis (vase tunicate) is the source of this 1879-nucleotide messenger RNA. The record is from RefSeq and is a predicted model, not a curated record. Lineage: Eukaryota; Metazoa; Chordata; Ascidiacea; Phlebobranchia; Cionidae.